AACUAGGCUAAUCAGGAUGAUAGAUCAGUUAUCACAGUAAUAUUUGGAGAAAACUUCUCCAAAGAACAUUUACUUCUUCAAGCCCUCAAUGCUAGUAUAAAAUGUCUCAGGUUCUAUCUCAGCAGUAGAACAACAAUUAUUCAGCAAGCUUCACCAAGGACUGAACAAGACCAAAGAAUCAAUGGGGAGGAAUGGAGUGGUGGCAGCUACUGCUGCUGCCUGCAUCUUGCUGCUCAUCCUGCUGACGUCAGGCCAGCUGCAGCUGGCGUCAGCGGAGUCCGAGAUCGGCAGAUGCUACGAUGACUGCUUGCCUGACUGCGAGCAAGGCAGUUCUCGAGCUGGCUGCAAGCUCUUCUGCUUCACCUGCUGCGUCUUGAAGCCGAUUCACAACUGUACCCGAGGCGGCGAGUCGACGGCGGCGGCGGCGGCGCCGGUGUUCGCCGGAGAUGCAGGCUGCAGGGAGCUCUGCACGUCGUCGAUCGGGGAUGCGGCAACCGGAGAAUCAGCACGGGCAACAGAUGCUGAUGUUGCAGCUUGUGUCGAUAGCUGCAACAGUUACAAGGAGAAGAACUAGGAAGUGACGACCGCCCGUCAGCAUCUGCUACAACGCCUGAAAUUGCUACAUGUUGAAGAAAUAAGUAAAAUGUCGAGUUUAGUUAUUUAUGCUGUAACACCCAAUUAAUGGAUAAUAUGGAUCCUUAUCCUUAAAUCAAAAUUUCAUUUCUACUAGCUAAGUUUGCUACAAGUACAUGGGUGUUGGGAAUUUAUGAAAAUCCAAGGUCAAUCUAAA
Molecule: messenger RNA, 790 nt
Organism: Oryza sativa Japonica Group (Japanese rice)
Lineage: Eukaryota; Viridiplantae; Streptophyta; Magnoliopsida; Poales; Poaceae
Source: RefSeq, a predicted model, not a curated record